AUGCCAGCCCAAACAACAUGCCCAAUACCCGAAGUCGACCGCGCACUGUCGUCAUACAUCAACAGCCGGGAAGACACAUUGAGGAUCCGACGAACGCUCUCGAAGUACCUCACAUCAAGCCUGAGGCCUGUCAAUGCAGCAACUCAGAACCAGCAUCUGAAUCAUGAAUGUCCGCAGAACCUCUCCGCAGCCAAUACCAACCCUCCAGGCUUGAAGGACGUUCGUCUGGAAUAUUUGCAGGCUCUUCGGGCUAGAUCGCAGGCGCAAGCCAGACAUCGUGAACUCCAGGCAUCGUUGGAAGAUUUACGCAAUCGUUAUGUGGACGAGAACCCGACGCAGCCAGAGUCAGAAUACGACAAUGAGGUUACUCGAGGCUACGUCUCUUUAUUGCGACAGCGCAGACGAUUUGCAGAGCUUCAGGUCAUUCAAGAGUCUCUAGACAAGCUUCUGACCGCAAAGCCUUUGACUGUUGCAGCUGACCCUAGGGCUUCCAUCAAGAGCGCCAUUGGUGAGCAACCAGAUUUACCUGCCGAGAGGUUCGAGCAGCUAGCACAGGCUGAAGAAGACCAGACAUGGGUCUUCAAGCUGAAGCAGGAGGUUCUUGAGGCGCGAACAGCUAUGGAGCGUGCCCAAGCCGCAAGGAAGAAGGCCCAGGACGAGCUUCAGGUUGAGCCAAGCUUGCAGGUGCAAGUUCAUGCACUCGAGCGAGCGAGAGAUGAACUCGUCGACUGGGUUCAAGGAGAGCUGGCUAAGAUGGAGGAAAACAGUGUCUUCCUCGAGGACGCCUCGCCCAUCAAGCGCCCAGUGAACGCCGUAGCACCCGUCGAUCUUGCAUCAGCAGAAUCGCAGAUACGGGAAUCAUACAACAAGUACAUUGAAGCUCGUGCUGGCUUACUUGAAGCUCAUGCAAGCCUUCAGCAGCCAUUGGACGUACAGACUGAGAACCAGAAUGGCGGUCAAUCCAUCCCCUCCGAAGACAGCAACGCCACAACGACGAAGCCUGUUCGACCGAUUACCAAGCUCUUGCCCUGUCUCCCACACCUUGCAAAAAUAGCCAAUAAUGAGCGAUCUCUACUCCAGCAAUCUGUAUACCUCCAAAAUCAGAUGGCAUCCGCAAACCAGGACAUGGAGGAAGCGCUUCUCCGGCUCUCUGGCGAAAGCCAUCUAUUACCCGCUGGCUCCAAGGAUGUAGCGAUAUGGGGAAAGAUGGCGCGAGAAGCGGAGGCGGUUACGGAAGAAUUUGUGAAAGAGCGCUUACAGGCUAGCCGGCAAGAAGUGGGAAGUGUGAGCACGAUUGUGGAACUUUGCUCACUGCAGAGUCAGGUCCUGGAAUCGGCUUAG
This is a messenger RNA of Alternaria postmessia, 1341 nucleotides long. RefSeq lists its product as uncharacterized. The transcript has a single exon. NCBI's taxonomy places the organism in Eukaryota, Fungi, Ascomycota, Dothideomycetes, Pleosporales, Pleosporaceae. The record is from RefSeq and is a predicted model, not a curated record. The coding region runs from base 1 to 1341 and encodes 446 amino acids.